AUGUUUUCUCUCCAAACCAUUCGCACGAGCCUCCCCCGGCGAGGCCUUGCCGUGGCGUCCCCGAUCCGGGCGUACGCCAGCCAAACCCCCGGCAACCCCAUGCUGGAGAUCUUCAACCGACAGACAAAACACCUACAAAAGGACCGGGCAGCACGGAAUGUUGAGGAGAGCCGGAAGGUCGAUUAUCUGAAAGACGAGGUUGCAUUGCGGCUAUGUGAGCGGUUAUUUGACAUCAAACGCGAUUUCUCGAAUGCACUCGAUCUCGGCGCGAACAGCUGCAACAUCGCGCGCGCACUCACAACACCCAAUAUCGACCCGGCAGCGCCGGAGGGUACAUUGACACCCCCGCUAGCGGAGCGCAUAUCGAAGUUGACAUGCGUGGACACGUCGCGUGCGCUGCUACACCGGGACGAUGACCUGCCGUUCAAUAAUGAGAUCGACAUCCAGCGGGACGUGAUUCCAAAUCUGGAGGCGUUGCCAUACGCGCCCAACAGCUUCGACGCAGUGCUGUCGUCGCUAUCGAUCCACUGGAUCAACGACCUGCCGUCGCUCCUAGAGCAAGUCAACAUGAUGCUGAAGCCAGACUGUCCGUUCAUUGCGGCCAUGUUCGGCGGCGACACGCUCUUCGAGCUGCGUGGGUCGAUGCAGCUGGCGGAUAUGGAACGGCGCGGUGGCGUCAGCCCGCAUGUGUCGCCGCUGGCUGAUGUGCGGGAUGUGGGGAGUCUUUUGACCCGUGCCGGGUUCAAGAUGCUCACUGUUGAUGUUGAGGAUAUUGUGGUCGAGUUCCCGGAUACGUUUGCUCUGAUGCAGGACUUGCAGGCGAUGGGUGAGAGCAAUGCCAUCAUGCACCGUGAGGCUGGCCCGUUGUCGCGCGAUGUCUUACUGGCUACUGAUGCGAUCUACCGCUCCCUCCAUAUGGAGGAGGGCGCACGCGGUAUUCCCGCAACUUUCCGGUUGAUUUAUAUGAUCGGUUGGAAGGAAGGGAAGGGCCAGGCGCAGCCAUUGCAGCGCGGAAGUGGUGAUAUGAAUCUGAAGGAUCUCCUCGGUGGCGGUGAUUUUGAGAGGCCAUAA
This is a messenger RNA of Penicillium alfredii, 1071 nucleotides long. RefSeq lists its product as uncharacterized. Bases 1 to 1071 code for a protein of 356 amino acids. The record is from RefSeq and is a predicted model, not a curated record. Gene Ontology annotation, cellular component: mitochondrion. Gene Ontology annotation, molecular function: S-adenosylmethionine-dependent methyltransferase activity. The transcript has 2 exons. Lineage: Eukaryota; Fungi; Ascomycota; Eurotiomycetes; Eurotiales; Aspergillaceae. Gene Ontology annotation, biological process: mitochondrial respiratory chain complex I assembly.